ACGUUAGAGACCACCUCCUGGAAUGAAUCAGUAAGUGAAACCAAUUACUCCAUGGUGACUGAGUUUAUUUUUCUGGGACUCUCCAACUCUCAGGAACUCCAGAUUUUUCUAUUUGUAUUUUUCUUUGUAUUCUAUGCAGGAAUUGUGUUUGGAAACCUUCUCAUUGUCCUAACAGUGGCUUCUGACUCUCACCUUCACUCUCCCAUGUAUUUCCUGUUGGCAAACCUCUCCCUCCUUGAUCUGUGCCUCUCUUCAGUCACAGCCCCCAAGAUGAUUCUUGACUUCUUCAGCAAGCGCAAAGUCAUCUCUUUCAAGGGCUGCCUUGCUCAGAUAUUUCUUCUUCACUUCUUUGGUGGGGGUGAGUUGGUGACCCUUAUAGCCAUGGCCUUUGACAGAUACAUAGCAAUCUGUAAACCUCUCCACUACACCACAAUCAUGUGUGGCAAUGUAUGCGUGGGCAUUGUGACUGCUGCUUGGGGAGUUGGCUUCUUACAUUCAGUGAGCCAGUUGGUCUUUGCAGUGAACUUACCCUUUUGUGGGCCCAAUGAAGUGGACAGCUUUUAUUGUGACCUUCCCAGGGUCAUAAAACUUGCCUGUACAGACACUCACCAACUGGAUAUCAUGGUCAUUGCUAACAGUGGUGUGCUCACUGUGUGUUCCUUUGCUCUCCUAAUCAUAUCCUACACUAUCAUCUUAGUGACCAUCCACCGUCGUCCUGCUGACAGGUCCUCCAAGGCUCUGUCCACUUUGACUGCUCAUAUCACAGUAGUUUUUUUGUUCUUUGGACCAUGUAUCUUCAUUUAUGCCUGGCCAUUCCCUAUCAAGUCAUUAGAUAAAUUCCUUGCUGUGUUUUACUCUGUAGUUACACCUCUCUUGAACCCAAUAAUAUAUACACUGCGAAACAAAGAUAUGAAGACAGCAAUGAGACGACUGAGAAAGUGGAAUAUGAACUGUAAAAUAAAAUCUUAG
Elephantulus edwardii (Cape elephant shrew) is the source of this 969-nucleotide messenger RNA. Its product is annotated as olfactory receptor 4F4-like. The record is from RefSeq and is a predicted model, not a curated record. Gene Ontology annotation, molecular function: olfactory receptor activity; G protein-coupled receptor activity. The transcript has a single exon. Gene Ontology annotation, cellular component: membrane. Bases 52 to 969 code for a protein of 305 amino acids. Gene Ontology annotation, biological process: G protein-coupled receptor signaling pathway. Lineage: Eukaryota; Metazoa; Chordata; Mammalia; Macroscelidea; Macroscelididae.